CGAAGCAAGAGAGGAGAGAGGGCUAAGCAAAAAAAAACCGGCCCGAUCGGUGGCCUGAAAACCGUAUCGAAAUGUGGGCUUUAGGUUGGUUAAAACGGACUUCCGGCCCAAAGUCUCAGGUUUUGUCCAAGACCGAACCAAAUUGGGUAGCAGAUUUUUAUGGUCACGUCGCCCUCAGGAUACAACAGCUCAACCUUCUUGUUGUGUCUUUACAAGUAUUGCACUCUUGCAAAGAAAAUUCUGCACCACCAACUUUUCCUUUACCCAAAAAAGAGUUUCACCAACCUGGCUCUCUGCUCAGGGGAACGCGCACCCAGGGCAGCGAAUGCUGCUGUCACCUCGUUGAUGCUGAGGCACUGAAUUUUCAGCAUGAUAGGGCAGCUGUUGCUGGGGGUAACUUCCGUUCACUGCGGAGUCUUGUUGUUGUCACCAAAAAACGGCAGGCAGGAUUCUCGGCUGAAGGUUGCACUAAGGUGGACACUGGAAACCUGCAAAACAGGAAAGCGUGCUUAGCUGGAGAUCGGAGUUGGUCCCCAACUUGGCACUCCAACACUCAAUAAAAGAUAUGGAUCUAUGCAGAGAAAACUGUUUCUUCUGGGUGUGUGAUUGAAGAGCUCGAGGAAGGAGUAAGUCUGAAAGAGAAGACGUGAGUGUGUGUGAUGAGAGAGAAUGAGUGGAGAGGAUACCUAUUCUUCCAAUCAGAAUGUGCUACUUGUCCAUUCCAGAGUAUUUUUCAAGCAAAUCAAUUACUCGGAAAUAU
This is a messenger RNA of Rubroshorea leprosula, 760 nucleotides long. The record is from the annotation of a GenBank genome assembly. Lineage: Eukaryota; Viridiplantae; Streptophyta; Magnoliopsida; Malvales; Dipterocarpaceae.